AGGGUGGCCUCGGUCCCUACGUAGUAUGAACUUGAUAAAUGCCUGGCAUUGCAUCGGAAAUUAGAGGGUACGGGGGUCCACGCAUAAUAAUUGUCGUCCUCCCAGCUCCGUUUUCUGCCAGCUUCUCUUGGUCUGUGCUCCCAAAAUAGAAUUCAAGAAUUCCCAUACUCCCUCCAUAACCUUUCUUUACUUUUAGAAAACCAAAAUACUUACCAUUGUUUUUCGGAAGCAAGUUUAGUCAUAAAACUAACUACUGUAAUCAGAAAGAAAAUAGAGGCAGAAAAAAUUCUCUCUCUCUCUCUCUCUCUCCAUGUGUGUUGAAACUAGUUGGAACCAAGAAGAAGAAGAAGAAGGACAAGAGGACAAGAUUUGAGAGCCGUGUUGUCCCAGCUUCCUUUACUUUCUUAAAGCGAUUUUGGCUAUUAAAGAGACGAAAAUCUCCGAUCUUGAAGGCUUGAACCAUACCAUUUUGUUGCUGUUGUGGUAGUGGCGGUGGUUGGAAAUGCCGGAGAAGGCAGUGAAUUCGCUAUCUUUGAAUCCAUUGAUACCAAGGUCGAGUCCCUUGCUUCAUUGGCGUUUUGGGGUGCUGACGGCUUUGGUUUUUGUUGGGAUGGUCGUCGUUUGGAGCAUAGAUGGGUGCACCAUAAAGAGCUUUCUUGAAGCUUGGAGGCUCAGGCAAGAUUACAAAACCGUGAAGUUCAGCACUCGCCCAGCCAAUCUCACCCGAACCCAUCCAAGUCUGCCUCUUAACACCUCCAUUAUCCUAGCUAAUGAUCCGACCCAGAACCAAACCAAUAUCCCUACCCACUUCGAUUCCCACAUUCUUGAACCGGUUUCUGUUCAGAAUUCAACUGGAGUGCCUCCAGAACCAUUCCAGAAUCCAAUGCAGAUUAUAGCUUCGCCGGAAUUGAGCUGGGUUGCUGCGGAAUUGGAGCCCAACUUGACGUCCAAUCUUCUCACCAGGUGGUUAGCUCCUGGAGGUGAACCUUGUAAGGAUUCCAAGACGGUGCAGAUUGCGAUUCCUGGUUUGGAUGGUGGGAACUUGGUUGAUCUGUCAGCUGGCGAAAUCCAUGAAUUUGGUUUUCAAGCACUGGAUGAGUCUGGAAAUCCUCGCUGUUUAGGUGGGGAUUACUUUGAGACUGAUCUUUCAGGGGAUUCUUGGAAGUCCAGACCAUUAGUCAAAGAUUUUGGUAAUGGGUCUUAUUCUGUUUCGCUUCAGGUUCAUCCGGAUUUUUUCGGGGAUUACAAUCUGACGGUAAUUCUGCUCUUUAGGCAUUUUGAGGGCCUAAAAUUCUCGCCUUGGCGCUUCGUGUUUGAUCGAGAGCUUCGCAAGAUUCCAAUCAGGUUUCACAAAGCCUCAGGUCAGUUGCAUGAGAUAAAAACUUGUAAAGAAUCUGAUUUUAACCUGGACAUUUGGUCUGGGAGGUGGACUCGGCAUGGUAAAAAUGAUGAUUGCCAAAUCGGUAACGAUGGUCGGUACCGUUGCCUAGCACCAGACUUUCCAUGCCAGAGUCCAUGGUGUAGUGGUCCACUGGGGUUGUUAGAGAGUAACGGUUGGGUCUACUCUGCACAUUGUGCAUUUAGAUUGUUCCUAGCGGAUUCUGCUUGGAAUUGCUUGAAGAAUCGGUGGAUUUUCUUCUGGGGUGAUUCAAAUCACGUUGAUACAAUUCGAAACAUGCUCAAUUUUGUUUUAGAUUUACCUGAUAUUCCGUCAGUUCCUAGGCGGUUUGAUAUGAACUUCUCAAACCCCAAAGACCCGUCUCAGUCAGUUAGGAUCACUAGCAUUUUCAAUGGCCAUUGGAAUGAGACAGGGAAUUAUGAAGGUUUGAAUUCGCUGCAAGAUGAAGGAUUUAGAAAUUUGUUAAAAAAUUACUUUUCAGAAGGCGCACUUCCAGACACAGUGAUCAUGAACUCUGGAUUACACGAUGGUGUUAAGUGGAAAAAUUUGAGACAAUUCUCUGCAGGUGCAGAUUAUGCAGCGUCAUUCUGGACCGAGGUUAUGGAGUCAGCGAAGCAGAGGGGGAUGGCAUUGCCAAAGGUUUUUUACAGGACCACGGUGGCGACUGGUGGAUAUGCUCGGUCACUGGCAUUUAACCCCAAUAAAAUGGAGGCAUAUAAUGGGGUAUUGCUGGACAAAUUGAAGCGAGCUGGGGUAGUUUCGGCCGUGAUUGAUAACUUUGAUAUGACUUUUCCUUGGCAUUUUGAUAACCGGUGCAAUGAUGGUGUGCAUUAUGGCCGGGCUCCGGUGAAGAUGAAAUGGAGAGAUGGCCAAAUUGGGCACCAGUAUUUUGUAGACCUCAUGUUAGUUCAUGUGCUGCUCAAUGCACUCUGCGCAAGAUAGGGAGUUAAGAAGGUUUGUGUUUACAGGUGCAACAGGUGAAUUUUCUGCACUCUUCCUGAGAAGGUGGAGCACCCAGAUUGCGGUGUUAUGACACUAUUGAUGGAACGCAAAUUGCAGGCCAUUCAUAUACAUGCCAGCCAAAGAAAAUGGACUGGAUACGAUUGCUAGAGUGCAGAUAAAAGAACUCAGCUGUGCUGCUUGGAAGAAAAAGUUUUGAGUUAGGGAGUUCUAUAUAUAAAACCAAUCAUAUUGUUCACUAGAUCCAAUGGCAUUCUUUGUUUGUUUAUAAACUUUCAAUAUAUGGUAUAGAUAAAUACAUAUGGUUGCCUC
This is a messenger RNA of Juglans regia (Persian walnut), 2671 nucleotides long. RefSeq lists its product as uncharacterized. The record is from RefSeq and is a predicted model, not a curated record. The coding region runs from base 503 to 2341 and encodes 612 amino acids. NCBI's taxonomy places the organism in Eukaryota, Viridiplantae, Streptophyta, Magnoliopsida, Fagales, Juglandaceae. The transcript has 2 exons.